CCCGGGCGGCUCGAGGCGCAUGCGCAGGUCGGCCGGGGCUGUGUGCAGGGCCAGCACCGAGCCGGAGCAGCCGCGGUGAAGCGCCUGGGCUCAGUCUAGACCGCCGUGCCCGCUCCUCUCCGCCUCAGCCGCCGCCGCCGCCGCCGCCGCCGCCGCCGCCGGGGGAGCGGCAGUCUAUUGUCUUUCACCGCGGCGAAGGUGCGGAGCAGCUCCGGCUCGGCCCUCGGGGGGAGCCCCGAGAGCCGCAAGUGUCCUGGGUCAUGAAACUUAAUCCACAACAAGCUCCAUUAUAUGGUGAUUGUGUUCUUACUGUACUGCUUGCUGAAGAGGACAGAGUUGAAGAUGAUGUAGUUUUUUACUUGGUGUUUUCCGGUUCCACCCUUCAUCACUGUGCAAGUACUCGCAAAGUCAGUUCUGACACAUUAGAAACUAUUGCUCCUGGUCAUGACUGCUGUGAGACAGUGAAGGUGCAGCUCUGUGCUUCCAAGGAGGGCCUUCCCGUGUUUGUGGUGGCUGAAGAGGACUUCCAUUUUGUCCAGGAUGAGGCAUAUGAUGCAGCUCAAUUCCUGGCAACCAGUGCUGGAAACCAGCAAGCGCUGAACUUCACUCGUUUUCUUGACCAUUCAGGACCCCCAUCUGGGGAUGUGAAUUCUCUUGAUGAGAAGGUUUCACUGGCUUUCAGACACCUGAAGCUGCCAGCAGAGUGGAAUGUGUUGGGAACAGAUCAGACUUUGCAUGAUGGUGUCCCCCGGGAGACAUUGAUGCAUUUUGCUGUGCGGCUGGGACUGCUAAGGUUGACCUGGUUCCUAUUGCAGAAGCCUGGUGGCCGCGGAGCUCUGAGCAUCCAUAACCAAGAAGGGGCGACACCUGUGAGCUUGGCUUUGGAGCGAGGUUAUCACAAGCUGCACCAGCUUCUAACUGAGGAGAAUGCUGGGGAACCAGAUUCCUGGAGCAGUUUAUCCUAUGAAAUCCCUUAUGGAGACUGUUCUGUGAGGCAUCAUCGGGAGCUGGACAUCUAUACUUUGACCUCUGCAUCAGACUCCAACUGUGAAGCCCCAUAUCCUGGAGACAGUUGCUCUGAACAUAUUUUAAAACUUAUGAACAUCCAGCAGCAACUAAUGAAAACAACCCUCCCACAGACGGACAGUCUUUUGCCUGCCAUGGUGACAGCACAGGACCCUUCCAGCCUACCCAGUGCCCUGGAGAUUAAUGGCCAGACUCUUCCUUGUGCACCAGAGUCCUCAGACAACCAGCAGCUUUCUUCUCCUGAAGAGACUGAGAGCUUCCACAAGAGUCCUGUUAGGCAGAUUGAAAGUUCCUGUGAUUCAUCACAUGUGACUGAGGAAGAGAAUACAAACUGUUCUUAUAGGAAGAAAAGUAAAGGCAUGCAGAGAAAAGGGGAAGAGGUGGAGCCAGUGCCUAUUGUGGACUCAAAAACUGUGUGUGAUCGAGACAGCUGCCUUCAGAGCAUGCCUGACUCUGGAGUAAAAGGUCCAGAAUGCCCUUUAUCCUCUGGAAACAGAAAUGAAGAAACUGGAACAAAGUUUUCUGUAAUGACCACAGACCAGGAGGCUCUGUGUAACAAAGAGAGUUUGCUGCAGGAAGGCAUGAUCACAGAGCUGGGCAGGGCCCAGGAUUCCUCUGGAGGUAAACUGGCAAGUGGUUCAACAGAUGUCAGCACCCCAGAGAGAGCAGUGAAAAUGAAACAUAGCCUCAUGAACUCAGGUGUCGCCAUCCAGAACAGUAUGUGUGAAGCAGGGGCAAGUAUAAAGGAAAGAUUUGAGAACUCUAAUAUCAGCACAGCUGAAGCCACCAACAUACAGGUCAUCAGUGAGCCUGUAGAUAAAGCCAGUAUUCCAAGCUGUCCCUCUGCCACCAGCAUCCUGGGUGGCAACAAAACUGAUGAUCCUUCUCUUACACUUAGUCUUGGAGAAAUCCCUGGUGAAAAAACAGCAGAAACUGAAACUUUGAGAAGUUGUGAGCCAUGUGCUGAUGAUCUCGGAGAUCAGGACUCUCUGGUAAUUACAGCUGCUGCAAAAGACAGGAGCUCAGAUGGAUUAGAACUGGACGUUCCUGUAGCAGCCAUUUGUGAGGCACUGCCAUCCUCAGAGUUAACGUUUUCUGGGCUAGAAAGAGAUGUGCUGCCAAACCAGAAAUCAGAAAUGAAUUUACCUCAUGUUAAAAGUGAAAACAGCAAAUUACUAGUUUGUUCUACAACUGGAGAUGAUAAGCUUGGCGCUGAUUCUGCAUCUCAACAGAACACAGUGACUUCUAGCGGUGAGAUGGUUGCAGAACAUUGCAGUGACAUAGUUGACCCGCCUGGAAUCACCACAGCAGGGCAGCCCGACACACAAGACCCACCCACUGCUGUCUGCCAGGAAGACCCACAAGCAACUACAGUCCCUUCUGACCCUUUAAGAGAUAUCCAAGAAUGCAUGGAUUUUUGUUCCCUCGAAGCUUUGGAUAAAACAGGCCAAGGAAAAGAUCUGAAAGUAGAUACACCUUUAAUAACUGUGCUUGAGGCAGCUUCACAUCUGCAUCCAUUGGACCCUAAAACUGAGAAAGAACUGGGGCCAGACCAGGCAGUGCCAUCAGGCAGCACUUUCCCUCUGGCAAGCAGUCCAGGCAGUGAAUCAGUAACCAAAGAUGACGCACUUUCUCUUGUCCCCUCCCAGAAAGAAAAGGGAACAGCAACCCCGGAACUACAUAGGCCUACAGUGUAUAGAGGCAGCCCAGCCGGAGGAGAUUCAGAUUGUCCUGAUAAACAGCUGCUAGAAGACAGCACUGCAGACCUGUCCACGUCCUCUGCUGCUGUAGAUCUUCAGCCCAGCAUGGGGAAUAUCAAUCCUGGAGGACUUGCUGGGGAGCAUGAGAGCCCUGGCCCCUCAGCACCCCCUAAAGUUCUGACUGACUCUUCGCUGCUAAGCAUGGAUAAGGCCACUUUGGCCUCUAGCUCAAUUUUGACUGAAGAAGGAAAAAAUGUGGCAAUUCCCCAAAACUCUGAAACUCUGGGACAAGAUGACAAAGAUAAAGCAAUGACUUGCUCCUCCAUGAAGAAAGACAUGCUUUCUUCAGGAAUGUUGCCGGAAGUGCAGAGAAUGCCACCUCCUGGACAGGAGACACCAGGAUCCUGUGAAGAGCCUAUCUCAGCUGUCUGUACAGAAGACAAAGCACUUCAGCCCAAUAAUUCACUGGUCACACCCUGUGUCUGUCUGAAGGGAGAAACUGAAAAUAACAAGGAAGUGGGCCCACAGGUCUCCCUGCUGGCUGAAGGUGGGGCCACACAGAGUCUGGUGAUACCAGGAACAAGUCUGGCAGCAGACUCGAGGCAGGAAGCCUUGGGUACAGAGCAGAACAGCUCACUUCUCUUGCCACAUUUGUUUCCAGAUGUGUCUGAGGAGCUUAAUGGCAGUCAACCUUUUGCUCUGAAUGUUGAAGUGAAGGAUACUGAAUCCCAGGGGAAAACCAGAACCUGUGAAGUGAGUGCAAAUGUGACAGUGGAUGUUCCCGGGGCUAAUACCCUGCCAGGUCCUGAUGCGCCCAGAAGAAAGGAUAUACCACAUAACACCCAAGACAUCCCAAUUUCAGAAGUUUUGGUGACCCAGGAGAAGAGUAUGGCCCUAAGUUUGCCAGGAGUUUUACCAGACAAAGGUAUGACCAGCCCACAGGAAGCUACAACCCCAGCUGUGUUACCUCUUGCUUGGAAGAAAGAGAAGCUGGAGGAAGCAGACCUUGGCAGUACGACAGGUGACUCCAAGGAGGUACAAAUGGAUGAUGAAACACUGGAGCCUGCUGUGGAGCUUCCCACAGAGAUAGGACUCUCCACUUUUGAUGACAAGACCCCAGAUGUCAGGAGGGGAGUCACACAGGUCUCAGCCUCAGACAAGCAAGCUGCAUAUGUGCCUGAGGAAAUGGACUUAGAGGACGCUGCCAGCCGUAUAGUGGAAGCUGUCAUUGAACAAAUCAAGGCCUCAGGAGCACUGAUUACUGACAGAGAAAUCUGUCACAUGUCACUGUCCAGUCCUGAGUCAGGCCCUAUGACUGAAAUACCAGAGGAGGUUUCUACAGAGAAAGUACAGACCCUGCAGAUGGAUGGUACUUGUGAAGAAGCCACAAGGAACCUCACAGGAAUCUUCCUUGGAAGGGAGGAGCCAGAGAACAUCGCUCUGCCUGUUCAGAGGCAGGAGCCAGCAACAGAAAUGCCAGACACAAAAACUGAAGAUGAAGUGGAUUUUCUGAAUAAGACCAGAUCAAGUUCAGAUUUUGACCCGGUGGCUGUAGGGAAUGGAGCUCCUCCUGCCCCUAAGAUGAAACAAGGCCCAAAGACCCAUGUGAUAAACCGUGAAAACUGGUGUACAUUAGAGCCAUGCCCAGCUGCACCGUCUCUUUUGGACUCCAAGCAGAGCCCAGAAUGUGAGAACUUGUUGGAUGUUGGACUGGACAGAGAGUGUGCCUCAAAACAAGGUGUACUUCAGAGAGAAUCUGGGAGUGAUUCUGACCUCUUUCAUUCACCCAAUGAUGACAUGGACAGCAUCAUCUUCUCAAAGCCUGAGGUCUGUGAUAUCAUGGGAUCCAGUUCUUCUACAGAUGACACAGCUUCCCUGGAUCAACAUUCUUCUCAUGGCAGUGAUGUGUCCCUCCCUCAGAUUUCAAAGCUAAACAGGCCCAGAGAUCAGCAAAGCCCUGAUGGCUUCUACAACCAUGGUAUGGGAGCUGAGGGUCAAGAGAAUGAGAAUGAGCCUGCUGCCUCUGGUGAGAUUGAAGAAGAGGAAAUGGACAGCAUCACAGAAGUACCUGCAAAGUGCUCUGUUCGGAGGAGCUCCAUGCGCUCACUCUCCCCUUUCCGAAGGCACAGCUGGGGUCCUGGAAAGAAUGCAGCCAGUGAUGCAGAAAUGAACCACCGGAGUUCAAUUCGAGUUCUUGGGGAUGUCAGGAGGCCUCCCAUUCAUAGGAGAAGUAUGAGCUGGUGUCCUUCUGGUGUGCAAUACUCUGCUGCCUUGAGUGCUGACUUUAAUUACAGAAGUUUCAGUCUGGAAGGCUUAACAGGAGCAGCUGGCAUUGGAAAUAAGCCAUCUUCAUCUCUAGAAGUUAACUCUGCAAACUCCAAAGAGCUCAGACAUCCUCUCAGUGGAGAGGAACGGGGUGACUCUUUGGUGUCACUUUCAGAAGAGGAUCUGGAGUCACACCAGAUAGAACAUAGGAUGUUUGAUCAGCAGACAUAUCACAGAUCUAAACAACAGGGAUUUAAUUACUGUACAUCAGCCAUUUCUUCUCCAUUGACCAAAUCCAUCUCAUUAAUGACAAUCAGCCAUCCUGGAUUAGACAAUUCACGGCCUUUCCACAACACCAGUGCUAAUCUGACUGAAAGUAUAACAGAGGAGAACUAUAAUUUCCUGCCACAAAGCCCCUCCAAGAAAGAUUUUGAAGGGAAGAGUGGAACAAAAGUCAGUCGUACAUUCAGCUACAUCAGGAAUAAAAUGUCCAGUAGUAAGAAGAGCAAAGAAAAAGAGAAAGAGAAAGAGAAAAUUAAGGAGAAGGACAAAGAUUCUAAAGAGAAGGAGAAAGACAAGAAGGCUGUCAACGGGCACACUUUCAGUUCCAUUCCUGUUGUGGGUCCUAUCAGCUGUACCCAUUGUAUGAAACCUUUCACCAACAAAGACGCCUACACUUGUGCAAAUUGCAGUGCUUUUGUCCACAAAAGCUGCAGAGAAAGUCUGGCCUCCUGUGCAAAGGUCAAAAUGAAGCAGCCCAAAGGGAACUUCCAGGCACAGGACACGUCAUCACUGCCUGUCAUCAUGAGAAACAAGCCCUCACAGCCCAAGGAGCGCCCUCGAUCUGCAGUCCUCCUGGCUGAAGAAACCAUGGCCGCCCCAGUGUUCACGAAUAGACGGCCCCAGCAGAGUGUCUGUCUCUCCAAAAGUGUCUCCAUACAGAACAUCACUGGAGUUGGCAGUGAGGAGAACAUGUCAAACACCUGGAAAUUCCUGUCUCACUCAACAGACUCACUAAAUAAAAUCAGCAAGGUCAACGAGUCGACAGAAUCACUUACUGAUGAGGGAGUAGGUACAGACAUGAAUGAAGGACAGCUAAUGGGAGACUUUGAGAUUGAUUCCAAGCAGCUCGAAGCAGAGUCCUGGAGUCGGGUAGUGGACAGCAAGUUUCUGAAACAGCAAAAGAAAGAUGUGGUCAAACAACAAGAAGUAAUUUAUGAGUUGAUGCAGACAGAGUUUCAUCACAUCCGCACGCUCAAAAUCAUGAGUGAUGUCUACAGCCGGGGGAUGAUGACCGAGCUCCUCUUUGAGCAGCAGAUGGUGGAAAAGCUAUUCCCUUGUUUGGAUGAGCUGAUCAGUAUUCAUAGCCAAUUCUUUCAGAGGAUCUUGGAGCGGAAGAAGGAAUCUCUAGUGGAUAAAAGUGAAAAGAACUUCCUUGUCAAGAGGAUAGGGGAUGUGCUUGUAAAUCAGUUUUCAGGUGAGAGUGCAGAACGUUUAAAGAAGACAUAUGGCAAGUUUUGUGGGCAACACAACCAGUCUGUAAACUACUUCAAAGACCUUUAUACAAAGGAUAAGCGUUUUCAGGCCUUUGUGAAGAAGAAGAUGAGCAGUUCAGUGGUGAGGAGGCUUGGAAUCCCGGAGUGCAUAUUACUUGUAACCCAGCGGAUCACCAAGUACCCGGUUUUAUUCCAGCGAAUAUUGCAGUGUACUAAAGACAAUGAAGCUGAGCAGGAUGACCUGGCUCAGUCUUUGAGCCUGGUGAAGGAUGUCAUUGGAGCUGUGGACAGCAAAGUGGCAAGUUAUGAGAAGAAAGUGCGUCUCAACGAGAUCUAUACGAAGACAGAUAGCAAGUCGAUCAUGAGGAUGAAGAGCGGCCAGAUGUUUGCCAAGGAGGAUUUGAAGCGGAAGAAGCUGGUGCGGGAUGGGAGUGUGUUUUUGAAGAGCACAGCAGGAAGGUUGAAAGAGGUUCAGGCAGUUCUGCUCACUGACAUUUUAGUUUUCCUUCAAGAAAAAGACCAGAAAUACAUCUUUGCAUCACUGGACCAGAAAUCAACAGUGAUCUCUUUAAAGAAGCUGAUUGUAAGAGAAGUGGCACAUGAGGAGAAAGGUCUGUUUCUAAUCAGUAUGGGAGUAAAAGACCCAGAGAUGGUCGAGGUACAUGCCAGCUCCAAAGAAGAGCGCAACAGCUGGAUUCAGAUCAUUCAGGAUACAAUCAACACCCUAAACAGAGAUGAAGAUGAGGGAAUUCCUAGUGAGAAUGAGGAAGAAAAGAAGAUGAUGGACACCAAAACCCGGGAGCUAAAAGAACAACUACAACAGAAGGACCAGCAGAUCCUCCUCCUCCUGGAAGAGAAGGAGAUGAUCUUCCGGGACAUGACCGAGUGCAGCACUCCCUUGUCGGAUGAGUGCUCCCCAGCUCAAAGUCCUAGAACCCUUUUCCGCUCCAACACAGAGGAGGCGCUGAAAGGAGGACCCUUAAUGAAGAGUGCAAUAAAUGAGGUGGAGCUCCUCCAGGGGCUGGUGAGCGGAAGCCUGGGAGGCACACUUGCCCAGACUGUCAGCAGCUCUAUGGAGCAAGAAGCCGUGGUUGGCCCUGUGUCCUUGCCGCGGAGAGCAGAGACCUUUGGAGGAUUUGACAGCCAUCAGAUGAAUGUGACUAAAGGAGGUGAAAAGGAAGAAGGAGAUGAUGGCCAAGAUCUCAGGAGAACAGAGUCAGAUAGCGGUCUUAAAAAGGGUGGAAAUGCUAACCUAGUAUUUACGCUUAAAAGAAACAGUGAGGUUGUCCGGAGCAUUGUUCAUCUGCAUGAACUCCUCAGCACCCUGCAGGGUGUGGUGUUGCAGCAGGACAGCUACAUCGAGGACCAGAAGCUGGUGCUGACCGAGAGGGCACUUACACGGAGCGUGUCCCGCCCCAGCUCCCUCAUCGAGCAGGAGAAGCAGCGCAGCCUGGAGAAGCAGCGCCAGGACCUGGCCAACUUGCAGAAGCAGCAGUCCCAGCACCUGGAGGAAAAGCGCCGGCGCGAGCGCGAGUGGGAGGCCCGGGAGAGGGAGCUGCGUGAGCGUGAGGCACGGCUGGCCGAGCGUGAGGAGAAGGUGCACCGUGGGCAGCGGGACCUGGACAGGGACUGGGAGGAGCUCCAGCAGAAGAAGGGCGUGUACCAGUGCGACCUGGAGCGGCUGCGCACAGCUCAGAAGCAGUUGGAGCGGGAGCAGGAGCAGCUGCGGCGGAACAUGGAGCAGUUCAGCCAGAGGCAGAUGGAGCGGGACUUGUGUCAGGUGUCACAUCCACACACCAAGCUCAUGAGGAUCCCGUCCUUCCUUCCCAGUCCUGAGGAGUCGUCCUUGCCCUGUGGACCUUCAGUGACCAAGGCAGGGUCACUGGACUCAGAACUUUCAGUAUCCCCCAAAAGGAAUAGCAUCUCUCGGACACACAAAGACAAGGGGCCAUUUCACAUACUGAGCUCAACUAGCCAGACGAACAGAGUGCCAGAGGGCCAGAGCCAGGCCCCUUCAAGCGCCUCCACCUCUGCCUCCACCCGCCUGUUUGGGUUGACUAAGCCGAAAGAAAAGAAGGAGAAAAAGAAGAAGAACAAAGGAAGCCGCUCCCAGCCUGGCGAUGGCCUUGCAUCAGAAGCAUCAGCAGAGGGUGAGGAGAUCUUCUGUUGACCCUUUUCCUCCAAAUCCGGCCGCCAUGCCCGCCUGCUUCUCCUCAUGCCCCUCAUGCACAAGUCUCCACACUGGACAUCCACUGCUCCCCAGUGUCCAGUCCUCCUGGGUGUCCCAGGUCCUGCACGAGAAGGAGCAGAUGGUCUUGAGUGUUGGCAUGGGAGGAGGCCCAGACUGCACUCCAGCCGUGAUCUGUGACUGCCCGGGAAUCAGGGCUGGGGCUGGCCCUGCUCGGGUUGUUAACCGGAAAGUUGUGGCCCCAGAAGUACAGGGGAUAGUUUGGGAUAUGCCAGGAAUCCCGAAGGGUCUGCCUUUUAUGUGGGGAACACGGCAGAACCGAACGUGUAGGGAGGGCUGCAUCUGUGCACGUGUUCAGUGACCCGGCUCCACUCGGCCCAGGACAGCCACGGGCCACAGGGCCUCCGCUUCACCCCCUAGCCCACAGGGAUGGGAUCCCUCUAAACCACUCUGUGCAUGCAUCACCCCUUUCCUCAUUCCAUCUUUGCAGGGGUAGCAGACAGGUGCGAAGCCAGGGAUAGGAAUCCAUACACCUUGAUCUUGGUUUCCCUGGUUUAACUCACAGAAUAGUAUUUCCUCAAAUUCAGAAGAACCAUAUGGCUUUUCCAAGAUUCUUGCCUACAGGUCCUAGGCACAGAGGGUAUAGAGGGCAUCUCGCCCUUAGCCUGCAGUGUGACACUUUUUGGAAGUCACUGACCACUCAGAGGAGCCCUCGUGACAGCUCCAGUGGGCCCCACCCCGAGCAGCUGCCAGCCUCUCACCCACAACCCAGCUGUGGCCUGAGCCUCUCAAGGUCCCCCCGGACGACUGGCCAAGCAGUGGGCCCAGGAGUAGGGUCAGGCCCAGUGUACGGUUUCCCCUGUGCGGAGGAGGGACGCGCCGGCCUCCCUCGUUCUGUGUCAGGCUCCCUCAGCAAAACGCGGUUUCCUGAAAAACUUUCAACCCAAAGUCCUUUGAGUGUGAGUUACGCUGUACCCACGAGGGUCUCACAGCUGCCUGGUUUUUCUUCUCCCUUUCCGCUGUGUUUUGAUCUGUGUGUGCUUGAGGCUUUCACUGCUGUACGUGCAGGCCAGCUCCGUGGUAAGGGUUCCCUCUGAGGCUCCCUGUGCUGCCGUUUAGCCUCCUGGCAGAGGAGACCUGGAAAUUCUGUGCUUCGCAGGUGGCCUUCAGUUCCUGCUUUUUGCCCCUCAGAACCAUGAGGCUUUGAACAUUUCUUUCUAAAGACAAAAAUCUGUAACUUGGUGCUUGUUGAUGAAUUGCAAGCUGGACUUGCAGAUGGAGAUAUUUAUCUUUCAGUUUAUUUGAAAGAGGUCUGGUUUAAAUUUUAGCCUAAAUUGUUUUAUUUAUUUGUGUGUGUUGUGUUGUGUUGUGUUUUUAGGGUGUCCCGGCUCUCACCCAGCAGUGUAACCUAGCUGAUGGGCGCGGAGUGCAGUGGCGGCCCGUGCUGCGCACUCCCGCCUUUCAAGUGCCUUGAGAGCCAGCUGGAGUCUGGGGUUGGGGCUGGGGAGGGUCCAGGGCCUUCUGUCCCACUCACGCGUUCACCAAGGGAUGUCGCCUUCCUUGAGGGUUAGGAAACUUACCACUUGAGAACUCUCACCCUUCAGACCUAGACUUGAGGCCAAAUCCGGCUGAUUUUUAAAAUGAAACUAAAAGACCCUGAACAGCAAAAAGUCAGCUGCUUCCUUCCAUCAGUCCACACAGCUCCGAGUUAGAGCUGAACCUGCCGUGACUUUUCUCAGACCCCACGGGGCUGGCUGCGUUUCUGGCCCUGAGUGACCUGUAAGGGCUCCACCUCGCGCUCCCAGAAAGUGGGCUCGGAGGCGGCCCUGCGCGGCCCGUGCACAGGCGGCUGACUCGCGCUCACGGCCGCGGUGUGGACUCCGAGGUCCUGCGCAUCGCUGCAGACGUGAUUUUGAUCUUCGAGUGUUUGUUGCUCCCCACUAGCUGUGAUGUUGCCCUUGCCUUGGUGGUUUAGGUCAUUUUAAAAUGGGAGAUUUUACCUCUGCCCACACCUCACUAACACAGAACAGUAUGGUCAGGUUCCGCUUGGACAAGCUGGGACUCAGAAGGUCGAGUCUUGACUUACCCCGAGCUGCCAGUCUCCCCCAGGAAGAGUCUGUGGUGCAGAGAGAGAACCUCUUACCAGGAACUGUGCUUUCCCCUGCCUGCCCCUCUCUUCCCCUUCAGAUUUGACUUCCGGGACGCACUGCUUUGCUUGGGAAUCACCUGGGAUUGCUGCUGUGGUGCUUCUGCUGGUGCCUGGAGAACUGCGCUAGUUCCCCAGUCUGUGGCCCGGGGGGAGUUUUCUCCGAAGAGCAGGGUGGGUUUCCAGGGGCCUGGAGAGCAUGCUAAAGAAAACAGAUGUCUGAAAUUGUGAUUUGAGUCUUGGGGACAGAUGGAAAUACUGGCCCCAGCCCCCAGCUUCUAGUGAACUUCUGGAAGGACACUGCACCUUCUCCUGACAGUUGCAAUCAUCUCAGUGGUUGUCCUCCCGAUUGGGCGAUGUGCACUUUAAACGCUCUCUCCUCAGUUGGCUCCAUUUUUGAGACAAUCAAAUAUGUUAACUUUGUUUUCUUCUUGGAAAAUGGAGCAGGUUAAAACACGCAAAUUGCCAUGCCCGGCCUUUGCCAACAUUCCCUCUGCCCCCAGGAGAGCGGGCUUGUGGGGAAGAAAAUCCUUAACAAGACUUUCCUGAAAAGGUACGACCCUUGCCUUCGCCUUGCCCAUGUCUCAGGGUUAUACCACUACGAGCUGCCCCUCUAAAAUCUUCCCCCGUUACUACCCAGGCCUCAAUAUUAGGAGCACGUAUUUUAUGAGACAUUUGGGGUCUUGUGUGUUCCUUUCUUGGAGAACAGUGUGGUGGUCUUGUGUACAAGGGCUUAAUAAAUAGGUCCUGCCUUAAAUAAAGGGUGGAAGCAUAAUCUUGUGGGCCAGAAAACACCUCCACAGAGGUACUUUGUACUGCACUCUUUCGUCCCUAGUGCCCUCCUGCUGCCGGUUCUUCUGAAAGAUUUGGUACUUGCCCGGCGCUGAAGUUUACUCUGAGGACGGGUGGCCAUUUGUGCCCAGAGGAAGCAGCCUAGGAGCAGGAAUAAACAGUCCUGGGGAGGGGCGUCCGUGGCAGAGAGAGGGUGGGUCUGAGGUGGCCCCAGGCACUGCAGAAGGCGUCCACCCCUGUGCCUAAAGGUGACCAUCUGGCUGGCAUGACGGAGGUGCCCUUGUUCCCUUACUAGCAGGCCCGGCUGCCUUGUGCACCUGCGUCCUGAGCUGUCCCUCCAGCCCUGCUCCUCUCACCUUCCCAGAGACCAAGAGGGCAGGUCAUUGGGUUUGGGUUCGUAGUUUUUCUUUCAUUGUAGCAUAACAUUCCUAGUUAACCAGAGCUUUGGAAUCUACUACCUGCUGGCCAGGUUUUGAAAUGAAAAGUAUUUUAAUGCCACAAAAAGAAGAAAAAGAGAAAAAGGCCUUUCCACACACUUAUCUAUUGCGGUUUGUCAAGAGAUUGGCAGGCCAUCAAUCAUUCUGCAUUUCACUGAGGUUUGAGGAUGGGCAGUGCCCAGCGUGGCCUGCCCUCCCAGGGGGAGCCACUGUCCCCUGGGGCCUCUGGGAAACCCAGAACCCCGACCCUAGGCCUUCCCUGGAGCUGUCCCCAGUCCUCAGUACCACCCACUGGGAUGGGGUCCCAGGGCACUCAGGAGCAGCCCUGGCGUGGCUUGUAGCCGGGUUGAGCCUGGCUGUGCCGGCGCCCCUUGCCCUGUAGCAGAAAGGUGGGGAAGUUGCUCUUGUUGGUUGUUGCAAAUGCUGUAUGAACAUUCUGUGCUAACCCCUCUUAAAUAACAAAUGGGUUAAAACCCAGAUGCUGUAUAUUAAUUUGUAAUUAUGUAUAAAGUGGAGCAGUUUUAAACUGUAAAGAUUUUUUUCAGUGUUUUCUGGAGUUCUGCCACAACGUACUGGCUUUGUAUUUUAUUUAUCUUCCUUUCUAGUUAUUGGCUUCAGACUCUUGUAAAGUCCCCUUCAGCCCUUUCCAAAAGAAAAUAAAUCUUUGAAGUCUUGA
This is a messenger RNA of Chinchilla lanigera (long-tailed chinchilla), 12726 nucleotides long. It is a transcript of the gene Akap13, whose product is annotated as A kinase (PRKA) anchor protein 13. The record is from RefSeq and is a predicted model, not a curated record. Gene Ontology annotation, biological process: adrenergic receptor signaling pathway; positive regulation of canonical NF-kappaB signal transduction; regulation of Rho protein signal transduction. Gene Ontology annotation, molecular function: MAP kinase scaffold activity; guanyl-nucleotide exchange factor activity. NCBI's taxonomy places the organism in Eukaryota, Metazoa, Chordata, Mammalia, Rodentia, Chinchillidae. The transcript is spliced from 38 exons. Gene Ontology annotation, cellular component: membrane; actin cytoskeleton. The coding region runs from base 261 to 8657 and encodes 2798 amino acids.